AUGGUGAAAGUUACCGUAACCCUGUAUGCAAUCAUCGUGAUAUUAAUAUUAUUACCAUCUCCUUCAACCCAACUAAAACAAUUUACAUACGAAGAUCCUCAAGCUGGCUUAGAUCUUCUUGAUGAUAGCAAAUACAGCGAUGGAACAAUAAUCUUACGUUUCGGAAAUCCAAUGAAGCAAGUUAAUGGAAGUACAACGUGCUGGGAUAAUACCAUUUAUCUUCGAAUAAUUUAUCCAAAUGCUUCAAUUAGUUUCCUUUCGAUUUCAAAUCACGGAAUCCCAGAUUUUAAUUUUUGUUUAAAUAACGAAACCGAAACUGAUUAUAUGACGACGACAUGGGGAUUCGAUCAAAAAUUUAUGCUUACUUUUUAUAAUUCUUCGAAUGUAACGACUUCAGCAAUAAUGGGACUUUUUAUUAAUUUUGAAGGAAAGAUUUUAAGCACAGUGAAAUUGCACGAUGCCCUUAUAGAUGAUGGAGGCAUACAGGGUUACUGGUUUGUCAUCCCAAAUUCUAGUUCAAAUGAUGGCUUUUUAUUUUACUGUCGCGGUGCGACGGUAAUAAGCUGGGUACAUUUCAGCGCUCCAAACAAAAACGGAAAAAUCAUCGAAAUAGCUAAUGAAAUAGUCCAAACAAAUAUUAAAAUUGUAACAACAUCAGCUUUUUAUAUGUUAGAGAAGGGAUUUGCCAUAGCUUACGGAGGAGACGAUUCCACUGCAAACACCAGUAUUGGUACGACUAAUGGAGUAUACAUAAUAUUUUAUUAUUUUGAAAUGGGCACACGAACAGGGCUAUCCUUGUUAUAUCAAACUCCCACAAGAAUCUUAAAGUCGAAAAAGAAUAAUACUUAUCAAACUUUAACAUUAAAACGAAUUAUAUGUAGAGUUGAUUUUAGCGGUGCUGGAAAUAUAUGGAAUAUGAAAAAUAUCUCUAAUGAUGAUUAUAGUAUCCAACCCCUUCAGUUCGGUGGUUAUUUAAUGAUAGUAACAUCUGAAGAAAAUCUUCUUUAUGGUCGUAUUCUUGAUGAAAAUGGAGAUUUUUAUGGAAACUGGUCAUUACCACAACCUUUAAAUGAUCCCAUACACAAAAGCACAUAUGUUCUUCUUACAAAUGAUUCAAUUAUUGCUGUGGAAAAUCAAAAUAAUUCAAUUUGGAAAGUGACAUGUGAUAAUUCAACUAAAUUAACAGGCCAAGAUUAUAAAUUCAAUAAUCCGAUCAUAUCAUCAACAAAGCCAGCAUUAGGAUCCCGAGUAAACGAAUCUACAAACCAACUUUAUUUAUCAUUCACUUAUCCUGUAAUUCUUUCCACUUCAAAUAUUUCAAUAUAUCAACGUAUUAAUGGAGGAAAAGAUGACUUAUUACGCCAAAAAUUUCAAGGUGAUUCACCAAAUAAAUUUUGUCGAAUUGAUCCAAAUGAUAAUAAAACCGUUAUAAUAGAUGUACUUCCUAGUACUUUUAAUGAACCUAAUAGUCAUUAUUAUGUCGUUAUUGAGGAUAAUUUUGUAAAACGUAGUGAUUCAAAUGAAGCACUUUUGGGAAUUGACAAAAACUUAUGGACUCUGGUCACAAGUUUUUCUAUAAAAUUUAACUUUAACUAUACUUUAGACCAAAUAACCGGCAUCAUCCGUCUAACACCUGAUGGCUCUAGUUAUUACCUUUCUCUUAGCUCAGAUGACCAACAAAAUUUUAACAAGCAAAUGGCCACCGACCUCUCUUAUAUAAUUCCCGUUGAUGUCAACAGAUUUACACCUAUAAACGGAUUCGAAGAAGACAUGUCUACAGGGACUUUGCAAAUAUUGCUUUUUUUUAACAUUAAGGAUACCACAGAUUUGUCAAAGAAGAGUGCAUCUAAUAUAACUCAAGAUUUCAACACAUUGUUGAAAUAUAAGAAUUAUAAUGCUUUAAUGAAUUAUAAUACAACUUUAUUAAUUGAUGAGAAUUGUCCUAUGACAAUUGCCCGUAACAUUAUCUUUGAGAGAUCAUUUGGUGCUGAUUAUAAUUAUCAUUGUUGUGUUAGUGGUCUUGGUUAUACUAUAUUUUUUAGCUUCGUGGAAAUAUAA
Dentiscutata erythropus is the source of this 2058-nucleotide messenger RNA. NCBI's taxonomy places the organism in Eukaryota, Fungi, Glomeromycota, Glomeromycetes, Diversisporales, Gigasporaceae. The record is from the annotation of a GenBank genome assembly.